Drosophila willistoni is the source of this 1050-nucleotide messenger RNA. RefSeq lists its product as uncharacterized. Bases 284 to 925 code for a protein of 213 amino acids. The record is from RefSeq and is a predicted model, not a curated record. Lineage: Eukaryota; Metazoa; Arthropoda; Insecta; Diptera; Drosophilidae. Gene Ontology annotation, biological process: N-glycan processing. Gene Ontology annotation, cellular component: glucosidase II complex. The transcript is spliced from 3 exons.
AUUUGUCAAAAAGACAAUAACUAUCCAUUUUGUACUACAUUCUUGAUAGUUAAUCAGUUUUUUAAGUUACUAAUUUUAAAACAAGCGACUAAUUUUAAAACAUCGAUAGUGUCUGUUAGAGAUGGCCAGCCAUUCGAUAUCUACACAUGUAGAUAAGAUUUGACUUUUUGUUUUCCAGCAACAACAACAAACAAUGCUUAACAAUAAGAAAAAUAGCUCGUACCAAUUUUUGUAAAUAAACUGAAUUAAUGUGUUAUUUAUUUGACAAGAAAUAAAACAAAAUAUGCGCAAAACAUGGGUAAAACGAGAAAAUAUCUAUUACAAGCCAUUUUACAAGCAGAAAUCGAAAAUGCUAUUUCUGCUAAUAUUCCUCAUUGGAAUCUCAUUUAUAACGUACCAGGUACUAAUGGCAUUCUCGCUGAAUCAGUUGCCCUCCCCCUGGAAUCUUCAGCAGUUGCAGCAGCUGAAACAAAAGCACAAACAAAUGAUGCAGUCGCUCGGCAGCAAACAGCUUGACGUGGACUUUUUUAUAGGAACGCCGCCACCGCAAAAUGCUCAAGAAUCCGGUCAUGCGGAUGAGCUACAGUCAGCCAUUAAGAUUAUACGCGGAACGCGUCUAUUUGACUACGAUGCGUAUAAGCCAAAUUUCGAGGGUAAAUUCAAGUGUCUGGAUAACAGCAAAGAAAUCCCCUUCGAUCAUGUCAAUGAUAAUUACUGUGAUUGUGAAACGGAUGGCUCCGACGAGCCCGGCACAAAUGCAUGUGCCAAUGGGCGCUUCUAUUGCAAAUACCAAAAACGUCAUAUUACGGGACGUGGACUGGAUGUCCAUGUGCAUAGUAGCAGGGUUAAUGAUCACGUUUGUGAUUGCUGUGAUGGGAGUGAUGAGUGGGCCACAAAUUCCAAAUGUCUCAAUAGUUGUGCGUAGCAACAGUCGAAUGUGCAGCAGGACAUAGUCUAGCAGCUAUAAAAAAAAUUGUAAUUUAUAUGAAAACUUAGAUUAAGUAGUCUGCAUAGAAAUGAAAUAAAAACAAAAAGAAGAAAAUAUUGAAA